AUGACCAUGACCAUGAGUGACCAUGACCAUGACCAUGACCAUGACCAUGGCUGUGUCCUGGUCAGCCAUGACCAUGGCCUCUUCCUUGGGUCUCUCCUGGCCCACCAUGACCAUGACCAUGACCAUGACCAUGACCAUGGCUGUGUCCUGGUCAGCCAUGACCAUGGCCUCUUCCUUGGGUCUCUCCUGGCCCACCAUGACCAUGACUGCAGCCUCUGGCGCUACGUCCGUGCCAGCGCCUCCUACACCCCCUACCUGCCACCUCUCUGCGACCCCAAGGACAGCCAUUGGCUGGUGGACGGCUGCUAUGUAAACAAUGUGCCAGGCUCGCUCUGGCGCUACGUGCGUGCCAGCAUGACCCUCUCUGGGUACCUGCCACCACUCUGUGACCCCAAGGAUGGCAACCUGCUGAUGGAUGGGGGCUACAUCAACAACCUGCCAGCUGACAUUGCCCGCAGCAUGGGUGCCAAGACCGUGAUCGCCAUCGACGUGGGCAGCCAGGAUGAGACUGACCUCUGCAACUAUGGGGACAGCCUCUCGGGGUGGUGGCUCCUCUGGAAACGUCUCAACCCUUGGGCUGAGAAGGUCAAGGUGCCCGACAUGGCAGAGAUCCAAUCGCGCUUGGCCUACGUCUCCUGCGUGCGGCAGCUGGAGGUGGUCAAGUCCAGCUCCUACUGCGAGUACAUUCGGCCUCCCAUCGACCGCUUCAAGACCAUGGACUUCGGCAAGUUCGACGAGAUCUACGCCGUGGGCUACGAGCACGGGAAGAUGAUCUUCGAGGGCUGGCACCGAGGGGACCUGAUCCAGCAGAUGGUGCAGGAUCGGCGCUCGGCUGACUUCUACCAGAGCAAGCGCAAGGAUGCGCUGAGCUGUGCCAGCGCAGGCUUCACAGACCUGGCCGAGAUCGUGUCCCGCAUCGAGCCCGCCCAGCCCUGCCCCUCCGACGCCUGCCCCGACGAGGAGUCAGACUACCUCACUGAGUACGAGGAUGAAGGCCCCGACCCGGCCCGAGGGGAGGAGGAGACCUCUGCAGAGUGGCCCAGUGGAGGCCUCCUGGAGGCUGAGGAAGAGGAGCAGCUCCUUCGCCACCGCUCCGGCGCCACCCCCCAGGCCUCCUCUUCCUCCUCUUCCUCACCUCCUGGGAGGGGUCCCCUUGCCUAAGUCCCCUCCAGUGUCCCCCACCCCCCCCCCCCCCCGACUUUGUGGCACUUUCCCCUUUCACCUGGGGCUGUCCCCAAGCUGGAGGUGACCUCAAGGUUGUCCCCAACCUGGGAGUGACCUCAGAGUUGUCCUCAAGGUAGGAGUGACCUUGAGGUUGUCCCCAACCUGGAGGUGACCUCCAGGCUGUCCCCAACCCCGAGGUGACCUUGAGGUUGUCCCCACCUUGGAGGUGACCUCGAGUCUGUCUCCAAGGUGAAGGUGACAUCAAGGUUGUCCCCAACCUGGGGGUGACCUCAGAGUUGUCCCCAAGCUGGGAGUGACUUUGAGGUUGUCCCCACCUUGGAGGUGACCUCAAGGUUGUCCCCAAGCUGGGAGUGACUUUGAGGUUGUUCCUAUCCUGGAGGUGACCUUGAGGCUGUCCCCAAGGUGAAGGUGACCUUGAGGUUGUCCCCAACCUGGGAGUGACCUCAGAGUUGUCCCCAAGGUGGAGGUGACCUCAGAGUUGUCCCCAAGCUGGGAGUGACUUUGAGGUUGUCCCCAACCUGGAGGUGACCUCAGAGUUGUCCUCAAGCUGGAGGUGGCCUCGAGGCUGUCCCCAACCCCGAGGUGACCUUGAGGUUGUCCCCAAGGUGGAGGUGACCUUGAGGCUGUCUGCACCCUGGAGGUGACCUCAAGGUUGUCCCCAACCCCGAGGUGACCUUGAGGUUGUCCCCAAGCUGAAGG
Pogoniulus pusillus (Red-fronted tinkerbird) is the source of this 1884-nucleotide messenger RNA. Its product is annotated as patatin-like phospholipase domain-containing protein 6. The record is from RefSeq and is a predicted model, not a curated record. Gene Ontology annotation, biological process: lipid metabolic process. The coding region runs from base 1 to 1161 and encodes 386 amino acids. Gene Ontology annotation, molecular function: phosphatidylcholine lysophospholipase A1 activity. Gene Ontology annotation, cellular component: endoplasmic reticulum. The transcript is spliced from 9 exons. Lineage: Eukaryota; Metazoa; Chordata; Aves; Piciformes; Lybiidae.